AUGCUUGUGGUGGGACUCACAGGCGGCAUUGGCUGCGGUAAGUCAACUGUUUCAACGAAACUGAGCAAAGAUUUCAAGAUUCCCGUAAUUGAUGCAGAUAAGAUCGCAAGGCAAGUUGUUCAGCCCGGCGAGAAAGCCUAUGAGGCAAUAGUGCUUCAUUUUAGAGGCAAAAUCCCCGAGCUGAUCGACUCAACCAACGGAAAUCUUAAUCGAGCUGCUUUAGGACAGUGGGCGUUUAGUCACCCAGAAGAUUUGAAGCAACUCAACAGAAUAACACACCCCGCGAUCCGCUAUGAAAUUUUCAAACAAAUUAUUACAUGUUAUUUAAAGGGAUAUAAGAUGUGCAUCUUGGAUGUGCCUUUACUUUUCGAGAGUAGCCUCGACACUUUCUGUGGCGUAUCCAUUAGCGUGGUCUGCGAUGAGGAAACGCAGAUCCGUCGACUUACGCAAAGAAACCCAACGAUGUCCACGGAAGAAGCGAAGAAUAGGAUUAAGUCUCAAAUGCAAAUAGGUGAGAGAAUCGCAAGGUCGGAUUAUGUGAUUGAAAAUAAUUUAGACCUUCCAGCCCUUUAUGCUCAAGUCGAGAAUGUUGUUCACCAGAUCAAACCUAAUUUCGCGCGAUACGCAUUAGAAUAUUUCCCCCCCUUUGGGUGCGUCAGCGCUGCUGCCGUAAUCCUGAUUAAAAGUUUCCGGAAAAGAGCUAUGGGCGACCGACAGAUAAAAUCAUCAAAUAAUUGA
Messenger RNA from Lachancea mirantina, 738 nucleotides. The record is from the annotation of a GenBank genome assembly. NCBI's taxonomy places the organism in Eukaryota, Fungi, Ascomycota, Saccharomycetes, Saccharomycetales, Saccharomycetaceae.